AUGCUAAAAAGAACCUAUGUUCAAGCCCUUUUCGACUUCCCGAUAUUGCGCCGAGAAUCACAAAAUGACUUGCACUCGUUGGUCGAAAAAUUCGAAGCCAACGUCCGUAUUUUGAAACAACUAGGGGAAGCCACCGAACAUUGGGACUUGCUUUUAAUACAUCUUCUUGCUAGCCGCUUAGAUCCCAUCACCCGUCGGGAUUGGGAAGAACAUUCGUCCGCUUCCGAAAACACAACUUUCCGACAACUUACCGAUUUCAUCCAGCGCCGAGUAAAUGUCCUUGAACAAUUAUCGUCCAAGCCACAAAAAGAAUCCCAAUCCCAUUCCCAGCCACAAUCACAAAAUCGCCGCCCCAACUAUCCUCGUUCAGCCAACCACACAACAUUCCCAGAGCCCAGAAAGCGAAAAUGCAUCGCUUGCCCCCAAGAACACAGCAUUUUUAAUUGCCCCAGUUUCUCAAGAUUACCACUUAUUGAAAAAACUGCACUCGCGAAACGAAACCGACUUUGUUUGAAUUGUUUCCGACGAGGACACUAUGCGCGCGAAUGUCCGUCGGAUAACUGCUGCAAGAAUUGCAGAUCGAGACACCACACGCUUCUCUGCCCCAACACACAUACCCACACCAAUUCAAACCCCGUUAGAACAAUCGUCAACACACCACCAGUCAGCGCCGAACAACAAUCGUCAUCAGCUCCAGCUCCUGCUCCGAGAAUCAACGUAGCUCACUCCGGGAUCACCAGUACCAGCACCAGUUGCCACUCACCAACCUUCGAUCGAUCCCGAGUACUCUUAGCCACGGCCGUUGUGGUGGUAGUCGAUGACGUAGGAAACCAACAUCUAGCUCGUGCCUUGCUGGAUUCUGGCAGCGAAUGUUGUUUUGCCACCAGUCGCUUGUACAACCUUAUGAAGGUCAGAAGAACCAAGGUUGAUGUUCCCAUAGCAGGAAUUGGAAGCUCAUCGACGAAAGUUAAGUUCCAAUUUAAUGCAAUCAUUAAGUCCCGCACAUCAGAUUACACAACAACACUACCAUUCCUAAUUCUACCAAAAGUCACUAUCGAUCUGCCCACUAUUAACGUUAACACUUCCCAAUGGCCAAUCCCCAAGAACCUACAAUUUGCCGAUCCCGAUUUCCAUCAAAGGCACACUAUUGAUCUCGUGCUGGGAGCCGAGAUAUUUUUCGAUCUUUUUUCACCCCCUGGUCAUAUCUACUUGGGUGAAUCAAUGCCGUCGGUAAUCAAUUCCGUAUUCGGAUGGGUCGUCUCGGGAAAAACAACAUCCAACGCAAGCUUUCCACAAACCACCCCUAAGAUUUGUCAGGUAGCCACUCUCAAAAGAUUGGAAAACCAAAUGGAAAAGUUUUGGUUGAUAGAUGAAAGCGCAUUCCCAUCAUCAUCUUAUUCCCCCGAAGAAAGCAAGUGCGAAGAAUUUUUUCUGCCGUACCGUUAG
This is a messenger RNA of Uranotaenia lowii, 1446 nucleotides long. RefSeq lists its product as uncharacterized. Gene Ontology annotation, molecular function: nucleic acid binding; zinc ion binding. The transcript has a single exon. NCBI's taxonomy places the organism in Eukaryota, Metazoa, Arthropoda, Insecta, Diptera, Culicidae. The record is from RefSeq and is a predicted model, not a curated record. The coding region runs from base 1 to 1446 and encodes 481 amino acids.